AUGGAACCCGAAGAAGAGUUUAUCACCACAGAAGAAGUUGACCAGGAGAUUGUGCCAACUAUGGACGCCCAGCAGGACGUUCCCAUAGAUAUUGGAGAGGAGAAUGAUGAUGAUGAUGAUGAUGAUGAUGCGAUGGCAGAGGAUGAUGAGGAGACUCUGGAGGUCGACAUGUCGAACAACUCAUACACAUACUUUGACAAGCACACGGAUUCCGUGUUUGCCAUUGGCCAUCAUCCCAGCCUGCCGCUGGUAUGCACUGGUGGGGGUGAUAAUUUGGCACAUCUUUGGACAUCGCAUUCCCAACCACCAAAGUUUGCCGGCACAUUGACCGGCUACGGUGAGUCGGUGAUCUCGUGUUUAUUCACUUGCGAGGGCAACUUCUUGAUCACUGCCGAUAUGUCAGGGAAAGUUCUUGUACACAUGAGCCAGAAAGGCGGAGCCCAAUGGAAAUUGGUGUCACAGAUGCAAGAGGUUGAAGAAAUCGUUUGGCUGAAGGUCCACCCCACUAUAGCCAGAACCUUUGCAUUUGGUGCUACAGACGGGUCUGUUUGGUGCUACCAGGUUAACGAACAAGAUGGUUCUUUAGAACAGUUGAUGUCUGGUUUUGUACACCAGCAAGAUUGCUCUAUGGGUGAGUUCAUUAAUAUCGAUAAGGGUGAAAACACCCUAGAGUUGGUCACCUGUUCUUUGGAUAGCACUAUUGUGGCAUGGAAUUGUUUCACUGGCCAACAAUUAUUCAAAAUCACACAGACAGAGAUCAAAGGGCUAGAAGCUCCAUGGAUUUCCUUAUCGUUGGCUCCCACGACCUUGACCAAGGGUAACUCAGGUGUCGUAGCAUGUGGAUCCAACAACGGUCUUUUGGCAGUGAUCAACUGCAAUAGUGGUGGUGCCAUUCUACAAUUAUCCACAGUGAUGGAACUUAAACCAGAACAAGACGAAUUGGAUGCCUCUAUCGAAUCCAUUGCAUGGUCGUCGAAGUUCUCUUUAAUGGCUAUUGGUCUUGUGUGUGGUGAAGUUCUUUUAUAUGACACAAGUUCAUGGAGAGUAAGACACAAAUUUGUUCUAGAGGAUUCUGUUACAAAACUAAUGUUCGAUAACGAUGAUUUGUUUGUAUCGUGUAUCAACGGUAGGGUCUACCAGUUUAAUGCAAGAACCGGGCAAGAAAAGUAUGCCUGUGUGGGCCAUAACAUGGGGGUUCUUGAUUUCAUAUUAUUGCAUCCUGCUGCCAGUGCCGGUGCUGAACAAAAUAGGAAAGUAAUAACCGCAGGUGAUGAAGGUGUAUCAUUGGUAUUUGAAGUUCCAAACUGA
This is a messenger RNA of Saccharomyces kudriavzevii IFO 1802, 1308 nucleotides long. RefSeq names its product Sqt1p (gene SQT1). NCBI's taxonomy places the organism in Eukaryota, Fungi, Ascomycota, Saccharomycetes, Saccharomycetales, Saccharomycetaceae. The record is from RefSeq and is a predicted model, not a curated record. The coding region runs from base 1 to 1308 and encodes 435 amino acids. Gene Ontology annotation, molecular function: protein binding. The transcript has a single exon.